AUGGUAAGUGCUCUUUGCAUUUCUCUCGACCUGGAGGCAGAAAAGGAGAAGCUGGUCUCUUCGCCUUGGGGGCUUGCAAGCACCGGCCGGCCGUGCCCGGAGCCGGACUUCGCCGGGGGCCCGGGCUGCGCCUGCCCCUGGUCCGCCCCCGCCGGGGUUUCCAAGGAGACUUGGGCCGCCGUCUGCGCCGCGGAGCCGCCGCCGCAGCACGGCCAGGGCCGGCAAGAGGCUCGGCCGCCGGGCCAGUUCUGCAGCCCGCAGCUCGGUGCCCAGGACGCGGCGUGGCAGGGAGACCAGCUGUCCUCCCAGCUUUACAGAAACAAGCAGCUUCAGGAUACUUUGCUUCAGAAGGAAGAGGAACUUGCUAGGUUACAUGAAGAAAAUAAUAACCUCCGACAAUACCUGAAUUCUGCCCUGAUUAAGUGUUUAGAAGAAAAAGCCAAGAAGCUGCUAUCCUGCCAUGGCCAAAAAAACUGUGCUAUUCUCAAAAGCACCAAGAGGAGAUUAAAAGAGGACCACUGCUUUGUUCCUCAAGAAACUCCUCAUGCUUCCAAAGCUAGAAGGAACCUCUUUAAUGAAUUCACUGCCUGUGAAGAGCAAGCCAGCCCUGCUGUGGACAGCUGGGUCUUGCAGACUUUAGGAUUAAAAGAUGUCAAUACCAUUGAUGAAAAUUCAGCUAACUACAGUGCCCUGUCCUCAGACUUUGGAAAAGACACAUACUGCCUGAGCCCUGGGGAAGCAAUAGACUAUGACCACAGUGAAGGAGCAGCAGCAGCCUAUAGCUGCAGCCAUGUGCCUCCAGCUAACAGCAGUAACCAUCCAUGCAGUGAGGACUCUCCCUUCCUUCCUCAGUUUUCCUCAGCACCAUGUGUCUCCUCAUCAGUGCCAAGCGUUUCCUCCCUCCCAGCCUAUGGGUUGCCUUAUUUGACUGGUGAUUUGUCACCCAACAAAACAGAAGUGGCCUUCACAACAUCUCUAAGUCCUCACCGCAAUGUGAGAACACACACCUUCCACCAAGGACAAGCCUUUGUGCGCAGGGAUGAUGAUGGAGGAUGGAGAUUCACCUGGGUGCCCAAGCAGGCUGAAUAAUGCACCUGCAUUGAGGGUCAGCCAUAGGGGAUGUAGGCGACAGACACUCCAUCCUGUGCUUGAGACAGGUUCAGGCAUCAAAAAUGAGCCCUUCUGGACUCUGUUAAAUGCUACCCUUCACCUAUCCACUCCUCCUUCCCUCCCAGAUUUUCACAGGUGCAGCUCCAGAUUGCACUUGGACAGUUAUCUGCCCCAGGCCAGAUGUACAAAUUGGAUCCACUUCUCUUGUGCCUGUGUUGAGAUACCUGCUUUUACUUGCUUCACGGUUUUUCUGUCAUCAGCUAUUCCUUGUUAACUAGUAGUUUCCAGGCUGGAGUGCUUUCAGCUUUGAUGAUCACUCCCACAUGCACCAAACUGGAAAGCCUUUUGGGAAUACAGUUUGGAAAUAGCACCUCCUUCUCAGAUAUCCACAGAUGGCAAAGGAGGCAUAGGUUGGAGGUUGAGGAUCAGCAGUUUCUAAGUGAUUUUUGUCUCUCUUGGCUACACAGAUUGCCUUGGAUUAAGGCAA
Messenger RNA from Harpia harpyja (harpy eagle), 1597 nucleotides. It is a transcript of the gene GMNC, whose product is annotated as geminin coiled-coil domain containing. Gene Ontology annotation, biological process: negative regulation of cell cycle; negative regulation of DNA replication. Lineage: Eukaryota; Metazoa; Chordata; Aves; Accipitriformes; Accipitridae. The transcript has 5 exons. The record is from RefSeq and is a predicted model, not a curated record. Gene Ontology annotation, cellular component: nucleus. The coding region runs from base 1 to 1089 and encodes 362 amino acids.